CAGUCAUCGCCGCGCAUGCGUACACGAACGCUCGUGUACCGGCAGCGGCGCUUCAGUAUUGAUCGCGCGUUUGACGGUAUUACACAGUACCGACAAUGAUUCCGGAUUUCGAAUGUGUAUAACAAUAAUAGACUAUUUAGUAUGGAGUGAAGUGCUUAAUAGUUCAUCAUGUCGAAGAUCCCCAUCGACAGAAAUGGCAAGCUGCGCAUCCGAGGCAUCUACUCCAUGAAGAGUAUUGAUGUCAUCAAUCCCUCCAAGGACAAACAAGCCGACACAGCAGAUAAGACCAAAAACAUCGAUGCGGGGACUAAAGCGGACAACAAAGAACUAUUCUGUAGUAACUACCUGAACCUAGUUCCAAAAAUGAGCUUGAGCUUAGAUAAAGGACUGGAGAAAAACCCCCGAAUAUUAGAUUUAAGGGAAAAGUUGAACGAAAUAACUAAAAAGCAGGACAGAAACGUGGACAAAGAAACUAAAGGACUGAUUAAUGGUAUCACCCAACUAGUCGAUGAAAAGGAACAAGACGAAUCUGGCCCUUACAGCCUCUUGUUCGAUCUUCAACCAUCCACGUUCAAAGAAAGUAUUGAAAAAGAUCUGCUGCAUACGCAAAGCUUAAAGAACUCGACUGUUUCAAUUAACAAAAGUGCCGAAAGACUUCCCAACGUUAUAAAUUUCGACGAAAAACCGAUGAGAGAAUUCGAAUACUCAUGCGAAAAUCAAAUUACCUUCCCUGUUACGAAAACGUUUAAUACUCACUCAAGGUCUGACCUCUGUCUGCAACUCAAAUCGCAGAUAAACCCUCGAAUAUAUGAUACGAAUUUGAGCCCCAAUGAUAAUUCACUUAAUAGGACUAAUGAAGAAAACUCACUCGAUGAUAGUUUGGGAAUCUUAACUCCAGAUCAGAUGGAUGAUAUUUGCUACCUAGAAAAUGCCUUUUCUCCAACUGUGGAAGGACUUCCUAUAUUCUGUGAUAACAAUGAAAGUAAAGUGUCGCCUGAUUGUAGUGAUACUCCAUCAACUGAUAAGACUGACAGCAAUUCAGCAGUUUCGACGAUACAAAAUGAUGAGUUUGAAAGAAAUGACUGCACUGCUCCCAUAUCAAGAAACAUAGAAUCGGUAAAAUCCGAGAAAUUAUCGAAAUCUUGUGAUAAUUUAUCUGCUCAAAACACUAACUGCUUAACGACUAAAAUCAAUAACUCAGUGACAAGCAUGGUUAAAGAAAGUACAACGGAACAAAUAGACAUUGCCAAAGACGAGUUAAUCCCAAAUGUGAUAGAUGAUGAGUUCAUGCCUUCUAUUCACAGCAGUAUUUUAGAGCCAGUCAGUUCCAUAGCUGAGACUACAGUAAAUCUAGAACUACCAUUAGACUGUAAACUUGAAAACCGUCUGGUAGUUCAAAGGAUAGAACAAACACCGUCACCUGAAGAUUUGCCUCUAGACAACUCUGACAUUAACGGCGAAAUUAGUUAUAACUCCCAAUUCUCCAACUCAACAUUGCAUGAUUCACAGACAUAUUCUGACAACAAGAACGACUACCAGAAAUCAAUGGAAACAUCCAAAGUUUCCAAUAGCUUUAUUACCAGUAUAACUAGUAUAACGAGCUUGGAUGGUUAUCAAGGCGACGGGGAAAUGUCGAGGCCAGUCAGCAGAACUGCGGACCAUUCUAUAGAGCCCCGUGAAGAUGUCAUAGAAAUGGAAUGGCAAAAUGUUCCUGUCACCAGGCGGCCAGAUCCUAUGACCGAUUCAGACUUCUUCACUGAAAGUGACGCAGAUGGCCUCGACGAUCACAUGCACCGGGGAGAUAGAAAGGCACAAGUGAUAGACGGAGCUCUAUAUGGUGGUAAAAAUAGCAACGGUAACCCGCCUCUGAUGGUGAACAGGAAUGAUGAUUCAUGCAUGGAGUCAAGUGGUGUUUACACAGAUUUCGAGAAUCAUCGUCAGUCACCUGUGUUUUUAAAUGUCAUCGACGACAUGUCUCCUGAGGGCUCGACACCAUCAACACAAUCUGAAUUAAGUCAAAAGAACAUUAAUUCAGGAGAAAGCAAUAUUUAUUGCACUCCUAAAGAGUGUACGAACGAAGACUCAUUUAAUCCGACUGUAGAGGAAGAUAAGACUCCUAAGAACUCUAGCAAGCGUAAUUCUCUGAACAGCGAGAAAGAUGUUAGAUCGAACGCUAAAAGCAAGGACGAAAAGAGGAGCUUUACACUUAAAAAGUACAAAAUGCCUAAACGUGAUGUGCCAAGCAAAUUAAAAACAAUGUUAGCUAAUCGGAAUACGGACGCCGAUAACAGUGUCCAAAGUAGCCCGAAGACUGUGAAAAAGAUGGACCGACGAGAAAGCCUUACCAAGAAGAAUUCUUUGGAUAUAAAAACGGAUUACAAGAUGAAAUCUUUCAAAGACAUCAAGUCGAAGGUAGACUGUUCUUUCUCCUUGCAAAGAUCUCAAACUGCUUGCAGUGUUAGUAGGAUGUUGAGCUCCAAGUCUACAAACACGAACAUUAAGCCUAAGAGCCGCCACAUGCGUAUGCGCAUGGAGCUCGGCUCGGCCGCCGGCAGCGGCAAGAGCAGCCUCCACAGCUCGCAGAGCGACCUCAGCGCCAGCACGCCGCUGGGGAAGCACCCGGCCAGCCGCUUCCCUCUGAUCAGAAACGGCAAGAAGCGGGACAGCGUUGCAGCGCCGACGCCCCCGCCUGCCCGCCCGCCCCCGACCCCGCCGCAGCCGCCCGCCCAGGCGAAGAAAAAUGGCGUCGUUCCGAAGCUGUCAUCUUCACCGGUUGCGGUGCGUGCGCGCACGUCUCUUGCGCCGCCGCCGUCGCCGCGCAAGCCCGCGGCGAGGCGCACUCCAGCGCAGAGGCCGAAUACAUUGCCGACUAACAACAAAGAACCGCCCCGCGUGACAGCGGCGGUGGGGCCCCGCAGCAAGCGGGCGCCGACGCCGGCGCGCGCCACGCCCGCACUCGCGCCGCGCGAGACUCAGGCCGCAGCGCUCGCGCACGCCGCCAAGGGCGUCGAGGCGCUCGGCGUGCUGGUCCAGUAUUUAGUGUUUCGGUUGGACGCACUAAAUGGCGGCUCGUGGCGACUCGAGGCCGAGCGGUGGCGGGGCGUGGCGGCAGCGGAGCGCACGAGCGCCGAGCGGGCUGACCACGACCGCCAGCAGCGGGCGCAGAAGGACCUCGACACAAUCGCUGAAUGCCUGGGCAAGAUAUCGGAGCUAGAAAUGGAGGUGUCGUCGAAGGAGGAGGCGAACGCGCGCCUGCAGGCCGCGCACGUGGACCAGGUCGCCUCGCUCGCCAACGACAUCAAAGGCCUAAAGGACACAAUUGAUUCCCUAAAGCGCGAAGUCGCCGAGAGCAGGGCGCGGCUCCACGCGCACAGCGAGAUAGAGCGCACCCUGCGCGCGCAGCUGGAGGCGGCGCGGGCGGAGAUCGAGCGCGCCGACACGCUGCGCGCCGUCUGCAACACGGCCUGCAACACCGUGUGCAACCUCACCGACGCCGCCUGCGACCCCGUCUGCUGCGAGGUGGAGGAGUGCGAGCUCAGGCUGAGCGCUAAUGAGGAGUUAAGCACUGAUGCUAACGAGUUGGCAGCUGAGGUCCGCUCGCUCCGCGCCGUAAUCGAGCUGAAGCAAGCCGAGAUGGCGUCCCUCCGCGACGCGCGCACCUCGCUCGGCGCUGAGCGCGAGCGGCGCGCGACGGCCGAGCGCGAGGCGCGCGCCGCGCGGCACGCCGCCGAGGAGCUGCGCGAGCGCGCCGCCGCCCGCCAGCGCGAGGCCGACCGCCUCCGCGACGACAACAGGAGGCUCAGGGACGCCGCCGCGAGGGACAGGGAUCAGGCCUCGAGGAUCGCGGCGCUCAAUGAGGAGCUCCGGUACAAGCUCAGGCAGAAGUCGCAGGUGGUAUCCUUGCUCGCCGGCGGCGGCUACAUGGAGCGCGUGCGCGCGCGCACGUCGUCGGGCUCGUCGCUGCGCUCGGCGUCGCCCGAGUCGCCGCCGUCGCCCGCGUCGCCCGCGCCCGACGCGGCGGCGCCGGCGCUGCCCGCCGUCAAGGGCGUCGUCGAGAAACACGACUCCGUCAGCUGGGUGCUGGAAAUCGAGGAGACGCCUGAGGAGGUGGCUUCUAGACUGGCGCGGCGCUCGUCGUUCCGCAGUAUGGGGUCGCCGCUGUCGUCGUCGGGCGUGAAGCGUCGCGGCGGCGGCUCGCCGGGCGGCUCGCCCGGGCCGGCGCCCGCGUCGCCCGCGCCCAACGCCUCCAAGCUGUUCCGGCCCGGCGACCUGGACUUCCCGCCGCCGCCGCCGCCGCUCAAGGAGUCCGCCGGCGAGGCUAUCUACAUCUACGAUGACCGCCAGUAUUGAGCGGACGACGGCGCUUUUGUGAAUAUUCAUCGCAGUAUCAGCCCUGAGCGUACGAUACGCUAUACGGAUGCUUUACUGGCUAGCUCUUGAACGUGUUUCGACCCGGUGACGUGGACUCGCCGCUGCCGAUAAUAAGAAUCCGCGGCGGGUCAUCUACGUGAUUAUAUUAAGCGCUCGAACCGAUGUGAUAUACUGCAACUAUGUCGCGACUAUAGGCCUAAGUCAGAGUCGACUGUUACCUGGCGCUUGUGAAGUUUUUGUACCAAUGCAAGGCUUACAGUCAGUACUAAACGCAAUAAGAAAUCCGUAAAAUCGUUAACACGAUGACACGUUACAGCUUUUAAAGUUUAAUCCAGAGAUGCUUAAAUACCUACCUAUACAUACCUUAUGAUGACCUAGUAAAAAUAGGAUAUACGCAAAUGGGUCUAAUGUAUUGCUCUUCGUCAGAUCAAAAGCUACAGACAAAGACGUAAGAAGCGCUUUCGAUGUUUUGUAUAAACUCACAGACACAAUGAACGAGCCGUCUCGAGAAGAGUUUUUAGAGUAUUUUGUAUACAUAUGAACUGUAAAAAAGCACCUGGCGACUGUCAGAGCUACAUUACGUUACAGUAAAUAUAGUGGGUGGUUCGAGUACGGCAACCGUCGGUUUUUAAGUGUCGCUGACAGAUUCAGAUAUACCCGAAACAGAGCUUUUAUGAUAUGAGGAACACGAAGUGGUACAGACGUAUCGCUGUCUUAUGCUUCAAAUACAGUAUUACACGGACUAAAAUCUCAUGUACGGAGCAAAUGUUAAGUGCGCGAUCGUCAACAGAAGUGUACUUGUGAAGGAAUGACGCUGGCAUUGGACUUGUUAUAUUCUUGCCGGUAUCGUUCGAGGAGUCAUAGUUUUAUAACGAAAAUGUGGGACCCGACCGGUAUGUCUUUAUAGUACCUACUUAAUAACAUAAGAUUUCUGGUAGUUAGAAGAUUGUUUGGAAAUCUAACAUAUUUAUUGUAAUCGAUAGUACCGAUUAUUUUAGAGAGCCUGGUUAUGCGUUGAUAUUGGUAUUUAGUAUACGCGCCGGGCAUAGUAAUUACAUUAAUACGUGUGUAACUGCUUUCAAAUUCUGGUCUUAAAAGUUAAACAUUUGAUUGGGCUUCGGAGUAGUGUUUUGUACCUGUGAAUUGCGUCGAUUUAUAAAUUGUCUUGCACCUUGAUCACAAUUGUACUAUUGCCGUAGAGUUCAAGAUAUAACUCUAAUAAUUAUAGUAUACCUUGUAUCGUUUAAACUGUCGUCUUCUCUCUUCUCUGUUUUCAAGCACAUACCUUUGUUUUCUUUCUCCAUUCUAUCUCAAUCUCAAAUUCUUCUCCUAUAGCGGUAUAGUUACUGUUCCUGCCUUCGAUUCUUCAUACUUGAAAUUGGCGCAAUAAUUGUUUGUAUUUAUUUAAGUUAAGGUGUAAAAAUAUUUAUCCCGGGAUCUUCCGGGCUGUUGUCGACGCUGUAACAUUUUGUAUUGUUUUGUAUUCAUUACUUAUAUUUAUAACUUGAUUAUAGUUUAUCGUGGUUGUUGGCACUGUAUUAUUUUUAUGUACAAAUAACAAUUUUAAUGAGAAAUUAACUUACUUAGAUUUAAGAAAGUACUGUGUUGAACUGUAAGAAUUAUAAUAGCCGCAGUAGUAUGAUACACUAGCAUGUUAAGUUUAUUCCCUCGCAUCGUCUGUCUCAGUUUGACUUGUAUAGUGUGAAAGAGAUGGCUGGUGUUUAAAGGGAUUAUUCUUACCAUGGUAGCCACCUUGAUUCUGAUAUAGAGUAGUCAGACCGCCCCACGAACGCUGGCUUACCCUCCGGUCUGAAAACAUGAUUCGUACCAAAGAGUCGCGUUUAUCUACUCUAUGUAAUGUUCCUUAAUUUCUUAGUGUGUCCAUUUUGCAUGUGCAUUAAAGUCAGGUAAUGUUAAUUUUUAUUUAUUUUUAAGCUAAUAAAUAAUACCAUUCCAAAUUAAACAUUGUAAGAGUAAUAAAUGAUAAACAAUAAAAUAAACUAUGUCGAAAUAA
Molecule: messenger RNA, 6385 nt
Organism: Cydia splendana
Lineage: Eukaryota; Metazoa; Arthropoda; Insecta; Lepidoptera; Tortricidae
Gene: toc
Product: microtubule-associated protein futsch
Exons: 12
Coding region: 169-4350 (1393 amino acids)
Cellular component (GO): nucleus; cytoplasm
Molecular function (GO): microtubule binding
Source: RefSeq, a predicted model, not a curated record